Molecule: messenger RNA, 291 nt
Organism: Geosmithia morbida
Lineage: Eukaryota; Fungi; Ascomycota; Sordariomycetes; Hypocreales; Bionectriaceae
Exons: 2
Coding region: 1-291 (96 amino acids)
Source: RefSeq, a predicted model, not a curated record
AUGAAGUUUCUCACCGCUCUUACCGUCCUCUCCGGGGUUGCUUCUGCCGCCGUCAUCUCUCCUCCUUACCCUUACCCCAAGAAUGGGACAACGGUCAUCAAUAUGAAGCGUGCUCACGCAACGGACGCCACCCUCGGGUCUCUACUGAAGGCCGCUGCCAAAGCCUCGGAAAUGGUUGGCCUGCAGGCUCCCGAGACGAAGGAGGAGGUCAACAAGCUCAGCGAGGCUAUCUCCCAGUUUGAAAAGGCCGUUGGCAACAUCACUGUCCCUGAUAACAUGACGUCCAACUAG